CAAUAAUUUAAUGCACUGUAAUCGGUAGCAUUUGUCGGACUAUAGCGGAACCGAAGAUAUCGGCUGAGGUGAGUAACCAGAACGUGGUUUAUAGACCGCCAGCUUACCUGUCCGACGGCGUCCCAAAAUAUCACCGGGGCUUCUCUUUAUAUGUAAACAUAGCACGUUCAGACAAAGAAACACCGCGCCGGUAUGUAUACACAUGGACACAUGUGUGGAUUCGUUCCACACAAUGAAAAUCAAUAAUGACUUUGUAAUGGUAAAAUACUUUACAAACAAGAGGGAAAUUAUACGGAAUAUCAUGGAAAUUUUAUAUAUUUGAAAACGAGAUACAUUGUAUAGCCAGUGAUCCGUAAAAAUUCGGCGUUAUAUAUAGGUCGCACGUCUGAUUGGCCAUCCCUACGAAAGAUGCUUCUCUGAAUAAAAUGUAUUGCAAGUAAUCAACUAUACACGCAACCAAUACAAACAGUUGUUAUAUAUCAGGCGGGUUUACGUUUUGAAUAUGAUUACUGACAAACAACUGCCAGGAACAAGCAUCGACGGAAGUCUUGGAAGGAAAUAUAAGCAACAUGCCUAAAUACAAGCUCACGUAUUUCGGCCUACGAGGAAGAGCUGAGCUCAUUAGAAUGACCCUUUGUCUCGCCGAGCAGGAUUUUGAAGACAAAAGGGUAGCAUUUGAGGAGUUUGUCAAGAUAAAAGAGGCUUUGCCCCAAGGACAGCUCCCUAUCCUGGAGUUUGACGGGCAGACUCUUUGCCAAAGUAUGACGAUUGUACGCUAUCUGGCUCGGGAGCACGGUUUAUAUGGGGAUAACAAUCUGGAGUCGGCUAAAGUGGACACAAUCCUCGAUACAUGUGGCGAUGUUUACAUCGAUCUGGUUAAAGUGUAUUACGAAAAAGACGAAACAAGAAAGCAAGAAGUAGCGAAAACAUUAAAUGAUAGCGGUAUGCCACGAUUCAUCUCUCUUUUUGGGAGAAUUCUGCGUGAAAAUAAUGAUGGAAACGGAUGGAUAGUGGGAUCUAAGAUAACGGUGGCAGAUCUUGCUCUGUGUACACUGUUUGAUGACGUGGUAGGCGGGGCGUAUGGUGCAGGUAUUGCCGACAGUUUCCAUGCGGACGAGAAAUUAAAAUCUCAUUUCGAAAGAGUUAAAUCACAGAAACAAAUCUCUGACUGGAUUGCAAAACGUCCAAAAACGGAUAGGUAGUAACACCUAUAGCAGCACAUGGACUCAGUCCGAUUGGCCACAAGUACGCCGACACAGGGCACAGGGAUGUAUAUGUUACAUUAUGCAAUGUAAGGCCCUGACCGACAUAAUCCAUAGAAUGCCAAUGGUAAGCGGAAUAUAGAACAAUACACUGUGACAGUGAUGAUUCAGGUUUUAAGACAGGAUUAAAGAAUGCUUGUAAAGUGAAAUGGCAUGAAAACCUGAAUGUAUUGGAGGCAAAGUGUUAAUGUUGUGUAGUGUUUUGUAAAUGGGAAUAAAUAAAAUAAAGAUUUGAAGUUACUAGAAAA
Pecten maximus is the source of this 1510-nucleotide messenger RNA. RefSeq names its product S-crystallin SL11-like. Gene Ontology annotation, molecular function: glutathione transferase activity. Gene Ontology annotation, biological process: glutathione metabolic process. Lineage: Eukaryota; Metazoa; Mollusca; Bivalvia; Pectinida; Pectinidae. The record is from RefSeq and is a predicted model, not a curated record. Bases 570 to 1202 code for a protein of 210 amino acids. The transcript has 5 exons.